Mytilus californianus (California mussel) is the source of this 2134-nucleotide messenger RNA. RefSeq names its product glucose dehydrogenase [FAD, quinone]-like. Bases 80 to 1867 code for a protein of 595 amino acids. The transcript is spliced from 12 exons. The record is from RefSeq and is a predicted model, not a curated record. NCBI's taxonomy places the organism in Eukaryota, Metazoa, Mollusca, Bivalvia, Mytilida, Mytilidae. Gene Ontology annotation, molecular function: flavin adenine dinucleotide binding; oxidoreductase activity, acting on CH-OH group of donors.
CUACAAAUACUUAACAUUUUCCCUGGGGUUUCACUGCAGGGACAAUAUCUGUUUAGGCAAUUACGGGUGAAAUUUUAUCAUGUUCCUUGGGCAUUCGCUUCUGAACAGUGUUACAAUAAUAAAUGUCCUGCAAAAUGUGUUGCCGCCCGGACCGAAAGACCCACCUGGCGUGUUUAACAGAUCAUUACGACGGUACUACGAUUAUAUUAUAGUUGGCGGUGGUUCUGCAGGGUCUGUGCUUGCUGCACGUCUGACAGAGGACAAAACAUCUGUCUUGCUUUUAGAAGCUGGUGGAUCUGAUUUGGAAAACGAAGCCACUGUUAUACCAGGGGCAUCGGGAAAUCUAUUAAGGACUAAGCAAGACUGGAAUUAUCAUAGCGUUCCACAGAAAUAUUCAUCUUUUGCUAUGGAGAACAAGCAAAUAUAUUUGGCUAGUGGUAAGAUGUUAGGAGGAUGCGGGAGUAUGAAUAGUAUGGUUGUGAUCAGAGGUAGUCGCCAUGAUUAUGAUGAGUGGGCAAAACAAGGAUGUAAGGGUUGGAGCUACAAGGAAGUUUUACCCUACUUCAAAAAGAUGGAAACAAUGAAAAUACCGGCACUAUCGGGUUCACCUUAUAGAGGCACAAAAGGAAAAAUAGUUGUGACACCUAAGUCUAGCACAACUUUAGAAUUUUUCAAUCGGAAAGCUGCUUCGGAAAUUGGUUACCGUUCUGUUGAUUGCAAUGGAUACAGCCAAAUAGGAUACUGUCCAAAUCAGGCAAAUAUAAAAAACGGUGAACGUUGUAGUUCAACUACAUGCUACCUUAGACCUGUUAUGUACCGACGUAAUUUACAAAUCAGUUUAAACAGCUAUGUUACAAAGGUACUUAUUCGUGGAAAACGCGCUAUUGGGGUACAAUUUGUGAAAGGAGGGCGAACAUAUAACGUUUAUGCUCGUAAAGAAGUCAUCAUGUCUGCAGGAGCAUUCGGUUCACCACAUAUAUUACUUCUGUCUGGUGUUGGGCCAAAAAUGCAUCUUCGAAAGUUCAAGAUUCCAGUGCAUGCUGAUCUGCCCGUUGGAAACAACUUACAAAAUCACCCCAUCCUUGUGAUGCCUUAUUCAAUCAAUACGACGCUGAAUAUCAACGUGAAAAAAUUGACGGAUCCUGAGACUGUUUUAGACUAUAUACUUCACAGGAAAGGUUAUUAUACAACACCAUUAGUGGAUGGACACAUGUUUGAUAAAUUGGACAAAACUUCGCCUUCAAAGUAUGCAGACUCUCAAAAUAUCUUUGGUCCCACUGCAUAUGAAAGACCAAGUAUUGUUAAUUCAUACAGCAACUAUAUCGACAAGGUACAACAUGAACUUUUAAACCGAACUACUGACAGUUCAUUUAAUGUUUUUCUAUGUUUGUUGCAUCCAAAAAGCAAAGGAUAUGUACGACUGGCAACCGCUAACCCUUUAAGACAGCCUCUCCUGGACCCCAGAUUUUUAGCAAAUCCUCAUGACAUAGAAAUGUUUUUAAAAAUGAUUCGUUGGACACAGCAAUUGGAGAAGACUUCGUCAUGGCGGAGCCUUGAUGUUAGACUUAUUAGAUAUGACAUGGAAGGACAUUGUGGAGAAUUAAAAUUCAAUACGGACAACUACUGGAGAUGCAUUAUUCGACAUUUUAUAAUAUCGGGAUGUCAUCCAUCAAGUUCGUGUAGGAUGGGUUCAAAAAGAGAUCCAACUGCAGUUGUAGAUCCUACAUUAAGGGUAAAAGGUAUAAAAAAUCUGAGAGUAGUUGAUGCAUCUGUCAUGCGCAAUGUUAUAUCUGGUAAUACUAAUUCACCAACGAUGAUGAUUGCAGAAAAGGCAGCUGUUAUGAUAAAAUGUGGAACCAAAUAUUAAAAUCUAACAAUUACUGAAGGAUGUGUACCAAACGUAAUGUUUACGGUCACGUUAAUUUAAAGAUGUGUUUGUAACUGACAACUGAAAGUAGAAUGCACUAUAUGUUCUUACUUUUAUUUCUUUUUUAUUUCAUGAUUGUCAAUCGUUCAAAUUCUUUGGUGUGUACUUGUUUUUUCAUAUUUUUCGGUUACUUGUGUUAGUAGCAAGCAUGAUUGUUAGUAAGAAAAAAAAAUUUAUCAUAUAUAGGGAAGAAAAACACCAACAGGA